UCUGACUGCUCCCCCCAGAGAGAUGGCACUAGCCAGAGCAAAAUUCUGCCCACUGCUGCUGCUCCUGCUGCUGGGACUGUGGGUGGCUGAGACCCCAGUCAGUGCCAAGCCCAGCCACAUGACUUCAUCUCAGUGGUUUAAAACUCAGCAUGUGCAGCCCAGCCCUCAAGCAUGCAACUCAGCAAUGCGCAACAUCAACAAGUACACAAAACAUUGCAAAAAUCUCAACACCUUCCUGCAUGAUUCCUUCUCCAGUGUGGCGGCCACCUGCCAGAGCCCCAAUAUAGCCUGCAAGAAGAAGGGCCAUAAAAACUGCCACGGAAGCCAUGGGCCAGUGUCCCUGACCUUAUGUGAACUCACCUCAGGGAAGUACCCGAACUGCAGGUACAAAGAGAAGCACCUGAACAAGGCUUACAUAGUGGCCUGUGACCCUCCCCAGAAAAGGGACUCUCAGCAAUUCCAGCUGGUUCCUGUGCACUUGGACAAAAUCCUUUAGGUUUCCAGACUGCCUCACUCUUUGGCCGAGGCUG
Messenger RNA from Propithecus coquereli (Coquerel's sifaka), 530 nucleotides. Its product is annotated as ribonuclease 7-like. NCBI's taxonomy places the organism in Eukaryota, Metazoa, Chordata, Mammalia, Primates, Indriidae. Gene Ontology annotation, molecular function: nucleic acid binding; RNA nuclease activity. Bases 23 to 496 code for a protein of 157 amino acids. The transcript has a single exon. The record is from RefSeq and is a predicted model, not a curated record. Gene Ontology annotation, biological process: defense response to Gram-positive bacterium; defense response to fungus; defense response to Gram-negative bacterium.